Molecule: messenger RNA, 1293 nt
Organism: Dichomitus squalens LYAD-421 SS1
Lineage: Eukaryota; Fungi; Basidiomycota; Agaricomycetes; Polyporales; Polyporaceae
Exons: 2
Coding region: 1-1293 (430 amino acids)
Source: RefSeq, a predicted model, not a curated record
AUGGCUUUGCAUUCAUUGCUCGUUUUCACGCAGCUUGCGAUACUCGUCGCUCCCUUACGUGGCGCACCUGUACCUCAACCACCCGUGGGAUCCAUCGCGGACGUGCCCCGCGUUGCAUCGUCGCGACCUAAUAACUUAGAUCUCAUAAGCAAUCCUGUACUCAAACUUGUCAACCCGAUGCUCUGCAGUACCCUUGGCCGGCAGGUAAAUUUGCCGUCCGUCACAGACCUAUCCGGUCCCGAUGCCUCGGAUCUACAAGGAGUAGUGAACGAUAUACUUCCAGAUUGCGGCCAAGGGGACCAGUCCAAGGACGGUGGUACAACUAGUGGCCAGCCAGGUCGAGGCUCCAUCGGCAGUGGCAGAGGCACAGGCGUAGGCGGAGUUGGGAAUGGGCCUGCUUCCCCGGGAGGUACCAACGCGAACAACGGUGCGAGCGGGCACGGCCAACCUGGCGCUUACACCGGAACGUCGUUUGGCGGAUAUGCGCCUUCGGACCAAGGCAAUGUCGCUGGCAACUCUUAUCCGAGCUCUGGUCUUGGUUUCGGUGCUGAGCCUGGCUUCGAGUCUGGCUAUCCCCAGUCGGCUGGUUCGGUGCAAGGCUUCCCCGAUGGAGUGCAUGGCUACCCGAACGCACCACAAGGCUACCCGACUGCCCAAGGUAGCCUCGGCACCAACACGCCCGCUCCAAGCGGAAACGGAGCCUCUCCGACUGCUGGGUCUGGCGACGGUACUGGGGCAACAACUGGAACCGGCAACUCUGGUUCAACUGGGACUGGAAACUCUGGCACCUCAGCGAACCCUUCCGGCUCUGGCGGUCCUUCAACUCCGGGCGACACAGGCGCAGGAACUACUCCAACGGUGGCUGGACUUGGAGGGAAUGGUCGCGGCACAAGUGGCAACGGAGGCGAUCCUUCCGGCACCGUUACACAGAAUGGCUCUGGUACCACAGGAUCGGCUGGCGGCUCUCCUGCCACUCAAGGCAACGGUGCUUCGGGCGAUGGAGGUGGAGACGGCGACGACAACGGCUCCUUGUCCGGCACGACUCAGCGAAACGGAUCAGAUGGGACUGCGAACUCGAGUGGCGAUUCGGGUACGAAUCAGAGGUGUGACGGUGUGGCAUGCACAGUCAUCGGUGCCGCCGCCGGCGUAGGGGAACUCCUCGCAGAUCCCGAGGUCAUGCCGAGCGGGCAGUCGUCCGUCCUUGAGGAUCCUUCGACUCUAAUGAAGGCGUCGAACUUGUCCGAUUGUCCUGAAGGAGACGAAGACGACGCUUGUGUCAAGACGUCGCGAUGA